GUGGCCCUGCGGGCUUAUGGGAAAUGUAGUCCCGAAGUUUGACGGACCACCCCUCGGAGGACCCUGGGACGGCGUGCAGCCCCUUACAUCUGCGCAUGCGCACUGCUGCGAGCGCGCCGGUGGCCGCCCUUCCCCCACCUGCAGCCGCGAGUGGGUGACAGGGCCCCGGUCUCCGCACCUUGACCCAGCCUGGCCCUGCGCCACGAGCGGAGGCUGUGCCCCUCCAGUUCUGCCUUCAUAGUUCUCUGCCUUUAUCCAGAAGCUGCAGAAAAUGAACAAAUCCCAGCAAGGUGUGUGGGGUCUUAGCUCCCCAAUCAGGGGUCGCACCGCACCCCUGCACUGGAAGCCGAAAUCUUAACCACUGGACCUCCUGGGAAGUCUUAGCGAACGUGACAUCUUAAGUGAACUACUCACCAGUGUAAAACCAAAAUUAAAUUCAGAAACAGAGACACGCCUGCUGCAUUCCCUUAGACCUCACUGAUCCCGGCGGGUGUCACAUCCCUGGAGCCACAGUGGGCUCGGGCCCCAAGGCUGGACUGUCUGUGGCUGAGCGCCCCCCGCCCCCGACCUGUAGUACCAAGAGCGCCCCGAGACCUGCAGCUUCACACGUUAGGAGCUUCGUGUUUGUCCCCGCACCGAACAUAGCUCGGGCACAUAUUCUGUGCUUACGGAUCUUUCAAGUGAUACAGAAGUGAGACCCUUCUCCUGAGGUCACAGGUGUGUGGACAGGAGGAAGAGGCUCAGAUGAAAAAGGAAAGAGUGAAGUUUGGGGGAACUCUGGAGAGGGAGGGCACUAGCCCAUCCUUCAAACAGCACCCGAUCUUCCGCACGCCCUGUCACAGCCACACGCUCCAUGUUCCAGGUCCUCUCACACAGGCCUCCGGCUGUCAGCCCAGGACUCAAGCAGGAUCAGUUUCAUUCACCGAUGUGACUGUGGACUUCACCCAGGAGGAAUGGGAGCAACUGGACCCCUCUCAGAGGAUCCUCUACAUGGACGUGAUGCUGGAGAAUUACAGCAACUUACUGUCAGUGGAGGUAUGGAAGGCUGAUGACCAGAUGGAGACGGACCACAGAAGCCCAGAUGAGCAGGCGAGACCGCUUGUAAUCUUUAAGGACCAAACCACAAUCGAAGAAAGAGAUAAUAAUCUCUUUGGAAAAACAUUUAACCUUAGUGCAGACUUUGUUUCUUUAAGACAAGUACCCUAUAAAUAUGACUUAUAUGAAAAAACUUUGAGAUAUAAUUCAGACUUACUUACUAGCAAUAGGAACUAUAUAAGAAAGAAAGCAGAUGACUGUAAUGGAUUUGGAAAAGCACUCUUCUAUCUGAAACAAGAGAAAACCCAUCCUGCAGUGGAAUACUCGGAAUAUAAUAAAAGUGGGAAAGCCUUCAGCCAUAAAGAAGCCAUUUUUAAACACCAGAAAAUUAGGAACUUGGUGCAGCCGUUUAUCUGUAAUUAUUGUGACAAGGCUUUCUCGUUUAAAUCGCUCCUCAUUAGUCAUAAAAGAAUACAUACUGGAGAAAAGCCUUACGAAUGUAAUGUGUGUAAGAAAACCUUCUCCCAUAAAGCAAACCUCAUUAAACAUCAGAGAAUUCAUACUGGGGAGAAACCCUUUGAAUGUCUGGAAUGUGGAAAAGCAUUCACCCAUCAGUCAAACCUCAUUGUACACCAGAGAGCACAUAUGGAGAAGAAGCCCUAUGAAUGCAGCGAGUGCGGCAAGACAUUUGCCCAGAAAUUUGAACUUACCACACACCAGAGAAUUCAUACUGGAGAACGACCCUAUGAGUGUAAUGAAUGCGCAAAAACCUUCUUCAAGAAAUCCAAUCUCAUUAUACACCAGAAAAUUCACACAGGGGAGAAACGCUAUGAGUGCAGUGAAUGUGGAAAAUCCUUUAUCCAGAACUCACAACUCAUUAUACACAUGAGAACUCACACUGGAGAAAAACCCUAUGAAUGCACUGAGUGCGGAAAAACUUUCAGCCAGAGGUCAACUCUUAGAUUACAUUUGCGAAUCCACACGGGAGAGAAACCGUAUGAGUGUGCUGAGUGUGGGAAAGCCUUCAGCAGGAAGUCCCGACUCAGUGUCCAUCAGAGAGUUCACACUGGGGACAGACCCUGACACUGCAGCCCACCUGUGCCAAGGAGAACCCGUCCCACGGCGAGGAACCUCACCAAGGUGCUGAAGGAGCAUGGGAACUCUUACUGCAAUCUGUCAACUCAAAUGUGUAAAAACGGGGUCCCCUAAGAACAAUAUUGUACCAACAGUUAGGUAUGAUACCCAGGUAAACAAUAUGUACUAGAAUACAUCCAACUGUAAAUAGACAAACUCACCUGUAUUACAGUGAGCUUUUAGAAAUCCUGAGUGAAUUAUUCAGUAAUGAAGUAUUCUGGGCCGCAUAAAGGAGCUAAAGACAGUACUCUACGGAUUCAGUGGUUAUGUGCAAGAAUAUGCCACACACACACAAAAAAAAUGAUGUAUUUUAGAUCUGCACAUGUAAAUUUAACAGACACUGAGAGUUUGACAUUCUUUUCCUAAUAAUUAGGACAUCCAAACACAAUUUUCCAUCCUGAGCGUCACGUAUUUUUCAGUACCUUACAAUCCAGGAUGCAUUCCAGAGAGCACACGUUAUCUCCUUGUGGGCACACUGUUACUGAGUUGCCUCGUCAGUCAACAGAAGACAGUUUAGCCUUCUGGGUUUGCUGAAGACUUCCCAGAAGUAUUACUGACACAUAAGUAGGCAAGUGUGAGAUAACUGGGAAACUGAAGAGUGAAAAGGAGGCAGUGUGCGGCACGGAGCACGGGCUGUAAAGAAAGCCGCACGGGUCGUGUGCCUGUGUUUCACUGGGGUGUUUACGUACAAAUGCAUGUCUUACCAAAAUGCUGUAUAACCCAGGAACCACUUGUAUUUUUCUGUGUUUCCCUAUUUCUCUUAAUAUUUUAUACAUUGUCUUGCAACAAAUAGGAUGCGUGUGUAGUUCAAGUGUCACAUUUCAGAGACUUAGAGAAAUAAUUUAUUCUAAGUAACUGUCAAUAAAUGUCAUAUUGCUUUUUAAAACCUCCAUAUGCAUAGUCCACUUUAGAAAUAAACUUCUGCAGAAUUCUACUUAAAGGAGAUAAUUCUGCUUCCAUGAGUCUGUCAUCAACCAAAAGCAUUUCCCUAUGGAAUCUGACUUAUGUAAGUUAUCUUUCUUUUAAAGACUCACAAACACUUUAUUAACCUAAAAAAUUUCUUAUUUUUGCAUAACUCAGAUACCAUUUUAGGCCUCAUUUCAAAUACACAAGUUCCUUUCCUUAUUCAUCACAGAUCAUGUGUUGAUUCAGCAAAUGGCUGCUGUAACUGGCCUUUCUUUCUUGUUAUUUUUGGUGAUGUGCUGUGACUGUAUAUGAACAUGAGUGAUUUUCUGAACAAAUCUGUCAGCAUAUCCAUAGUCCAGUAAGUCUUGUCUUUCUAAACUGUCAUCUAAUGGCAAGGAAGCCGCGGAAGAGGGUCACUUCAUACACUGCUGUUAGAAAUAUAAAUUGUGACAGCCUCCUUGGAGAUAAUUAUGACUCUGUCUUUUAACAUCAAGAACAUACAUCCCGUUGACCCUUGGACAGCACUGGUUUAAAAUGUGCAGGUCCGUUUAUCCACAGAUUUUUUUCAGUGAGUAUGUACUCCAGUCCUCUGUUGGUUGAAUCUGUGGAUGCAGAACCUUGAAUACAAAGGACCGACUUAAGUUAUACUUGGGAUUUCAACUACACUGAAGGUCUGUGCCUUUAUCCCCUGUUGUUCAAGGGCCAACCCAGCAGACUUGCUUUUGGGAAUCCAUCCCUAAGAAAAAAAGUGCCAGCACCUUAAACUGUAUAUUUAUCAAUGUAUAUUGUAUUUUUUGGUAAGGACAAAAAAAGGAAACAAUAUGAAUGACCAUUGGUAAGAAAAUCAUUGAACAAACUAUGGUAAAGAUGUACCACAGCUAGAACGUAAUCCAUGGAAAAGAGCGUGCAGGGGCAAAUGCCACCAGGACAGAUGGGGUGGGGGACUGUGUGUGUGCGUGUGUGUACACCAGGACAGAUGGGGUGGGGAGAGUGUGUGUGUGUGUGUGUGUGUGCACAGCAAAUUUUGUAAAAUUAAAAUCUAAAAACUGUGUUAAUUUGUAUAGCAUUUUACAGGUCUGGAGAAUAGAAUUCUCUGAAGUAAAAAUGGAGGUUUUUCAUGCAUUCCUUGGUCGCUGACAUUUGUUUAUGGUGGAACACCACCAUAACCCAUGAAAGUGGACACGGUCCACAGCACAACAAGGAGGAUAGCUCCGUCACCCUGGGCAGCAGCCAGCUGCUGUGCUGUGCCCUUAGCCUGUGUUCCCAACAAGAGCGCAUAUCUGACAGUCACUGCUCACAUGAUGGAACCUUAAAAAAAGGCUAAUAAAGACAGAAAAACCAUUGGAAAAAGUGCAGGGAAUGCCAAGGUUAUUACUACUAUAAAUUAGCAAAUUAUACUGCUUUGAGAAAGUUCAACAUAACCGCCUUUAUAGCUGCACAGAUGACCAAAAGGGUGACUGUCCUUCCAUGAGCUGUUUGCUCCCAAGGCCCUAGAAAUCCAGAUGAGAGCUCAUCAUGUCUUCUUUUCUAAGUGCCCUGGGAUUCUCAUACAGCGGACUGGUUUUAGAGGAACCUCCUCCUAAAGAUGAGUUCUUUGCCUGGACAUAGGGCUGUGUGCACCAACCUCAGAGCAGGCUGGGAGCAGGGGCUGUCUUUUCACUGGUGAGCUGCAGGCCAAGAGGGACAGACAGUUUGCACAACAAACUACUGUCUUGACUCCAAGACCCACAUCCACAUACCUGGCCCUGUGACCUUUACUCCACUGAUUUUAAUUAGACAUUUGUUUUCCACUUCCACAGAUACCUUUUUCCUAACUAGAGUGCUUAAGUAUUUUAACUUUUCCACAUUGUUUCAUGCUCUGUAAAUCCAAAGUUGGAAUCCUCUUCAUGGUAUAAAGCUGGCCUGGCUGAGUGGAAUUGGCCUCACUCUCCUGUUGGCCUCAGGACUGGUCAGACGGGGACAGAGCUUAGCAACUCUGAGAUGUGAGACCAGGGUCCUGAGGCCCCAGGAGGCUCGGCUCGGUGUGGUGU
Molecule: messenger RNA, 5105 nt
Organism: Cervus elaphus (red deer)
Lineage: Eukaryota; Metazoa; Chordata; Mammalia; Artiodactyla; Cervidae
Gene: ZFP1
Product: ZFP1 zinc finger protein
Exons: 5
Coding region: 745-2118 (457 amino acids)
Biological process (GO): negative regulation of transcription by RNA polymerase II
Molecular function (GO): RNA polymerase II cis-regulatory region sequence-specific DNA binding; DNA-binding transcription repressor activity, RNA polymerase II-specific
Source: RefSeq, a predicted model, not a curated record